AUGCUCACUGCAGUUGCCGAGACAAAAAGAAGGCGUAGGUUAAGAAAACAAUAUCUUGAUAGUAAGAGAUCAAAGUUUAAUCCCAGUUUUAUUCCAUCGAAAUUGGAUUCAUCAUCUUCAUCAGGAACACGGAUUAAUUUAAAGAACAAAGAAAACAUAACACCUAAUUCUUCAAACAGAAUAUUGCCUACAGAUGGAAAUCGUUUAAAUACUUCCCUAAACGGCCAAACUUCCAGUUUAACACCUAAUACUAUUAAGAAGAACGGAAAAGAUGUGUUACACCCUUCUACAACACCCAAUCGUACACCGUUGUCAAAUAUAUCUAACAUACUACCAGGAACCAGUAGCAUUUGUUCAAGAAUGGUUAAUUCUACAUCUGGGUCGUAUUUAACUUUGAAUGGAAAGACCAAUGUAGUAUUGCAAAAUUCUUCUAAGUUUGUUCGAAGUUCGAACACCGCAAACAAAGAAAACGUAACACCAUCUUCGUGUAUUACAAAUAUACAUUCCGAAAAUCGUAAUCCGUCACAGUUUACUAAUGCUAUGUCUUCUUUGAACCGUAUUUCUCCCGACACUGUUGCAACGUCAUCUACUUUACCACUGACAGAAUGUUAUUCUAUUACUCCGCGGAUUGUGAGUAAACGAACUGCUACAGCUAUGAAGGCGGAUUUGUCUUCUGUUAAAAGGAUGUCUUCUGGAAGGCGUAAGUUGACGCAUACACCAAUCGAAAUAGAACCCAUACGAAUGGCUGAUCUUGAUUCUGAUGAUGAAAAUGUUGUUCAACAAGAUAUUAAAGACCUCCGGAAAGGCACCUCUAAAGAUUACCUUGACCAUGGAGACCAAUCUGUUUGUUGUGGGUUAUGCUAUGCAAGGUUGUGGCAAACUGAAGCUGGAAAGGGUCGUAUUACACUUCAACAGCGGACAUAUUCCUUAUGUUGUGCUUAUGGCAAAGUUGACUUACCUGAUUAUAAAGAAUCUGACCCAUAUUACCAGAUGCUUUUUCGAUCUUUAGAUUCAGAUAGCAAGUUUUUCUUAAAGAAUAUUCGACGUUACAAUUCAAUGUUUUCCUUUACUUCUAUGGGAGGAAAAGUGGAUACUAAGAUAAACAAAGGUAAUGCUCCUUUUGUUUAUAGAAUUAGCGGUCAGAAUGCGCAUAGUAUGGGUAGCCUUCUUCCUAAACCCGGUGACCAACCAAAGUUUUCUCAACUUUAUAUUUACGAUACCGAAAAUGAGCUGUCCAAUAGGAAGACCUUAUUUGGUGACUCAACGACUCAGACAUCUUCCAGAUCAAAAGAGCUUGACGAUAAAUUGAUAAAGUAUCUAACUGACAUGUUAGAUUCAAAAAAUAUGUUGGUAAAAACAUAUCGCAUGGUUAGAAACCAUCUUCAUGAGAAACCCAAUGUUUCUCUUAGGCUUCGGUUGAUUUAUCAAAGAGAUAAAGAUGGCAGGACUUACAAUUUACCUACAUCAUCCGAAAUUGCUGCUUUAAUUGUUGGCGAUGAAAAUCAAAGUGUGGAACAACGUGAUAUUAUUUUCGAAGAGCAGUCAGGAGUUCUUAAACGUAUUAGCGAGUUACAUCCUUCAUACCUUGCUUUACAAUAUCCAAUUCUUUUUCCUUAUGGUGAUGAUGGAUAUAGGAUUAACAUUCCUCAUAGAGAUUUUGGUCCGAACACAAAGAAGACACGUCCAAAUUGCACAAUGAGAGAGUUCUUUGCUUAUAGGAUGCAGGAUAGGGACAACAAAUUCUCUCUAAUCCUUAAUGCGAGGAGGUUGUAUCAGCAGUUUAUAGUCGAUGCAUACACAAUGAUUGAAAGCGAGCGGCUAAACUACAUAAGAUUUCAGCAAACCAAAUUACGAUGCGAAUCCUUUAACAGCCUAAGAAUUGUUCAGCAAGGUGGCCAGACUGAUCUGUCUCAUACUGGAAAACCUGUGAUAUUACUGUCUUCCUUUACUGGUGGAGCUCGAUAUAUGAUGCAAAAUUACCUUGAUGCUAUGGCUUUAUGUAGGAAGUAUGGGUAUCCUGAUUUUUUCAUAACUAUCACCUGUAAUCCGAAAUGGCCAGAGAUGGUAAGGUUUAUUGGUGACACAUCAGUUAAGGCUGAAGACAGACCCGACAUUCUUUGUAGAUUGUUUAAGAUGAAGCUUGAUUCAUUGAUAAAAGACCUUAAGGGAAAAAAAUUUCUUGGCGAUAUUAAUGCUGUUGUUUACACCGUAGAAUUUCAAAAGCGUGGUCUGCCACAUGCUCAUCUAUGUGUUUUUAUGAAAGCUGAUCAUAAGGUUCCAACUGUUGAACAUAUUGAUCCUUUUAUCUCAGCUGAGAUUCCUGAUAAAACUGAAGACCCUGAAUUAUAUUCUUUGGUCUGUGAUUUCAUGAUUCAUGGUCCAUGUGGACAUGCUAACUUGAAAUGUCCAUGCAUGGUAGGAAACCGUUGUUCUAAGAAUUUUCCAAAGAAGUUUUUGGAGGCUACAUCUGUUGAUUCAGAUGGAUUUCCGCUUUAUAGGCGAAGGGACGAUGGUCACACGGUUGUUAAGAAGGGUGUGACAUUGGACAACAGGAGCGUCGUUCCAUACAACAAAAGGCUUCUUAGAAGAUAUCAGGCGCACAUCAAUGUGGAGUGGUGCAAUCAGGCAGGUUCAAUUAAGUAUUUAUUUAAAUACAUUAAUAAAGGACCAGAUAGGGCCACUGUUGUUGUUAUAGAUUCAGACAUAGGGAUUGAUGAGGAGAUACCGAAAGAUGAAAUAAAAGAAUAUUACGAGGCAAGAUAUGUUUCUGCAUGUGAAGCAAGUUGGAGAAUAUUUGCAUGUGAAGUUCACUAUCAGUAUCCAUCUGUUAUGAGGUUACCAUUUCAUCUUCCAGGCCAGCAGAAUGUAGUUUUCAGUGGUGAAGAUGAUAUUGAAAAUGUUCUAAACAAACCUCAGCCGCGAAAAAAUUAUGUUGUUGUUGGAAGACUUUAUUCAGUUUCUCCUUCCCUUGGUGAAGCUUAUUACCUUAGAAUUCUUCUAACCAAAGUCAAGGGUCCACGAUCUUUUGAAGAAAUUAGAACCUAUGAUGGUGUUGUUUAUCCUACUUUUAGGGAUGCAUGUUAUGCUCGUGGACUAUUAGACGAUGACAACGAAUACAUUGAGUGUAUUAAAGAGGCCAGUUUUACAGGAAAUGGUCAUUAUCUUCGUUCAUUGUUCGGUACACUCCUUUUGUCUAAUACUCUAUCAAGACCAGAAAUUGUUUGGGAAAAUACGUGGGAGUUUUUGUCGGAGGACAUUUUACACAAUAUGCGGAAGGAUUCUGGUUUAAGUGGUUUUGCUGUCUCUGACGAGCGUUUAAAGAAUAUUACGUUGUCUAAGAUUCAAAACUAUCUUAUCCGUAAUGGAUCCAGCUUGCAUAGAUUCUCACCGAUGCCUGUUCCAGAUGAAGAUUCUACAUUAUAUGAGGGUAAUCGUCUAAUAAAUGAGGAGCUUUCUUGGGAUAAGGACGAAGUUAGCGCUGAAUUUAAUAAGCUUCAUAAUUCUUUAAAUGAUGACCAAAGAGCAGUGUAUAACGAGAUUAUGAGUGCUGUUGGACGUGGGAAAGGUGGUGUUUUUUUUUUUGUGUACGGAUACGGUGGUACUGGUAAGACAUUUCUUUGGAAAACUUUAGCUGCUUCCAUAAGAUGCAAUGGGCAUAUUGUUGUUAAUGUUGCUUCAAGCGGGAUUGCAUCGCUGUUGUUGUCACGAGGCCGUACCGCCCAUUCAAAAUUUCAUAUUCCGAUUAAUCUUACUGAAGAUUCCGUUUGUCAUAUCAAACCUAAUUCUGAAAUCGCUAAUCUUAUAGACGAAGCGAAGUUGAUUAUUUGGGACGAAGCACCGAUGGUACACAAACAUGCUUUUGAAGCUCUUGAUCGUACAUUGAAAGAUGUUUUGAGUGUCUCCGAUUCACGUAAUUCUGAACUUCCCUUUGGUGGAAAGACUAUUGUUUUCGGUGGUGACUUUAGGCAAAUCUUACCGGUUGUACAAAACGGCACAAGGCAGGACAUUGUACACGCCUCUUUAUGUUCAUCUUACAUUUGGUCCACUUGCAAGGUUUUAAAAUUGACCCGUAACAUGCGUUUAUCUGUUGGAAGCAGUAGUUCAAACAUUGAUGAGAUAAACGAUUUUGCCAAAUGGCUUCUUGAAAUUGGUGAAGGCAAUAUUGGUGAUGGUAACGACGGCGAGUCCACUAUAGAAAUACCAAAGGAUCUUUUAAUCACCGAUUCAACUGAUCCAAUUCAAAGCUUGAUUGACUUUGUGUAUCCAUCAGUUCUUAACCGUUUUAAAGAUCGUGACUACUUUUCUGAAAGAGCCAUACUUGCUCCUAAAAAUGAGGUUGUACAUGGUAUCAAUGAUCGUUUGCUUGCAUUAUUUCCCGGUGAAGAAGUAGAGUAUCUUAGCUCAGAUACUCUAUGCCCAACUGAGGAAAUUAAUGAUCCAUUACACCAAGAUCUGUAUAAUCCUGAUGUGUUAAAUAGUUUGAUAGUUUCUGGCUUACCCAAUCAUAGAUUGGUGUUAAAGUUGGGUGUCCCAGUCAUGCUUUUGAGGAACAUAGAUCAGCAGAAUGGGUUAUGCAAUGGUACACGUCUUCAGAUCACGCGUCUUGGAAAACGUGUUAUCGAGGCUGAGAUACUAUCCGGAGGUAAUGUUGGUUCAAGAACUUACAUUCCCAGAAUUAGCAUGAUACCUUCAGACAAGAAAAUACCUUUCAAAUUUCAACGAAGGCAGUUUCCCAUAACCGUCUGUUUUGCCAUGACUAUUAACAAAAGUCAAGGGCAGUCUCUUUCCAGAGUUGGCCUGUACCUAAGAGACCCCGUUUUCUCACAUGGUCAGCUUUAUGUUGCGUUGUCGAGAGUAAAGACAAGAGAUGGCGUCAAGCUUUUGAUAUCUGACAAAGAUGGAAGUCCAACGAAUAAAACAAAAAAUGUUGUUUACAAAGAAAUAUUUGGAAAGUUAUAG
Helianthus annuus (common sunflower) is the source of this 4959-nucleotide messenger RNA. RefSeq lists its product as uncharacterized. Gene Ontology annotation, biological process: DNA repair; telomere maintenance. The transcript is spliced from 9 exons. NCBI's taxonomy places the organism in Eukaryota, Viridiplantae, Streptophyta, Magnoliopsida, Asterales, Asteraceae. Bases 1 to 4959 code for a protein of 1652 amino acids. Gene Ontology annotation, molecular function: DNA helicase activity. The record is from RefSeq and is a predicted model, not a curated record.